Messenger RNA from Schizosaccharomyces japonicus yFS275, 2601 nucleotides. Its product is annotated as tryptophan permease. The transcript has a single exon. Gene Ontology annotation, biological process: transmembrane transport. The record is from RefSeq and is a predicted model, not a curated record. Lineage: Eukaryota; Fungi; Ascomycota; Schizosaccharomycetes; Schizosaccharomycetales; Schizosaccharomycetaceae. Gene Ontology annotation, molecular function: transmembrane transporter activity. Gene Ontology annotation, cellular component: membrane. Bases 481 to 2229 code for a protein of 582 amino acids.
CGGAAAAACUGCCGCAAUGCGACUUUUUCUCUAAAUAUGUGGAUGACUUACUUUUAGUCUGUAGCUAAGACAGCUCAAUUCAAAAACAUUGGAUAACCGGAUUCUUUGUUCCCCGAGAUUGAUCCUCCGGUUUGAAGGAUUAAUAAUUAUUAUCCGUCUUUGUCUGUGCAUAAAGUGAAACGGUCCCGCGCCAUCCGUUCAUCAACGCUAACAGCGCAGUAUCCCAGGGGUGAAGAUUUCAGCUUUUUUAAAAGCAGCAAAAAUAUUUCAUAAGUGGAUAUCCUUUUUCCCGUGUCCACGUUCCAAAGUUAAUACUUCCGAUUUCUACCGCACCCGCGUGUAUUAGUCUCUCGUUUGUGUCUUGUUUGAGCAUGCCAAUGAAGAUUUAAUCGCAACAAGACGAAUAAAUUCAUUAUUGGAUAUAACAUUUUGACCUAUUCAUUCAUUUUCUUGUAACGUUUCUUUAAAGCUUGUUGCAUCAUGAGUCCGUACGGCAAUCGUCCAAAGGAGGAUGAUCUUUCUAUCAUAAUAGCAUCCAAUGCUUCUCUCGAAGAGAAGGCAAUGUUGGAAAAGUUCUCCUUUUUCGAAAAUGAAGGCCCUCUUGAUACAGUUAACUUGGUCAAGACUGUCAAAGAUAAAUCGGGUAACCCAGUAAGCCGAUUCUUCAGAAGUUUUAAACGCGCCCGGUUAUGUGAUUCACUGGCUCUGCAGCGUAAAUUAAAGAGUCGUCAUAUUCAGAUGAUUGCAAUUGGUAGUACCAUUGGUUUUGGUUUCUGGUUAGGUACCGGAAACUCACUCCAGAAAGGUGGCUCCUGUGCUGUCCUUUUAAACUAUAUUAUUGUCGGGAGUAUUGUGUUGACUACCAUUUUUUCACUCGGUGAAUUGGCAGCAAACUAUCCUGUUCCUGGAGGUUACUUGUCCUUGGCUGGUCAAUUUGUUGACCAGUCAUGGUGUUUUGCUAUGCAUUGGAGUUUUAUUCUUGGAACCCUGGUUAGCACUCCCGUCGAAAUUGUCACCUCUUGUAUGUGUAUUGUUUACUGGUCAAAUUUAAAUGGCGGUAUAUGGGUUACUGUCUUUAUUGCCAUCUUGGCACUAAUCAACGUCUUCAGCGUUAGGGGUUACGGUGAAGUCGAGUUUGCUCUAUGUUUCAUUAAAGUGGUCUCGAUUGUUAUUUUCAUCAUUCUCGGUAUAAUUAUUGACUGCGGUGGUAUUCCAACAGAUCACCGUGGUUACAUUGGAACAAGUAUAUUCACUAGUGACACUUUUACUCACGGUUUUCGUGGUUUUUGUUCUGUCUUCUUACACGCAACAUUUGCCUAUUCUGGUGCAGAAGCUAUUGGUUUGACAGUUGCCGAAGCUGAUAACCCAGCAGUAACCUUCCCGAGAGCAGUCAGACGGACGAUGAUACGUAUAUCUUUAUUUUACAUUAUUGGCGUUUUCGUUCUGGGUCUUUUAAUUAGUGGCAAGGAUCCGAGACUCUUUGACCAUUCGAAGAACAUGGUCAGUCCUUUCAUUCUAGCUAUUAAAGAUGCUGGUAUCAAAGUUAUGCCGUCGAUGUUAAAUGCUGUCAUUCUCAUAUCUGUCCUGUCUGCUGCCAACUCUAAUAUUUAUGCCGGCAGUAGAGCAGUUCAUUCAGCAGCCGUUAACGGAUUCGCUCCAAAAUGUUUUGCCUACGUUGACCGUGCUGGUCGACCUCUUGUUGCACUUGCUCUUCAUUUCCUGUGCUGUGGUCUCGCAUAUCUCUGCGAAUCCAAUUCUAAUUAUUCCAUCUUUGCUUGGCUCAUGGCCGUGUACGGUCUGAACACGUUGUUCAGCUGGGGUACGAUCUGCUUCAUUCAUUUGCGCUUAAGACACGCGCUCAAAAGCCAAAAUGUCUCGACGAAGAGACUUAGUUACACCUCCCCCUUUGGUAUCUAUGGCUCCUACUACGGUCUGGUCUGGACAAUGUUAAUCUUCCUCGCCCAGUUGUAUGUUGCAAUUGCACCAACGUUUGGAAGACCAAGUGUGACACACUUUUUCCAGCACUAUCUAUCCAUGCCCAUCGUGAUGUUCCUUUUUGUGGUACACAAACUCUGUACAAAGUCACGCUGCGUCAAGCUUAAGGACAUUGACCUGUUCCUAGGCUUUAAUGACACGUUUAAACCGGAAUUUAAUGAAGAUUCCGAAAAAGUCGUUCAAGAUGAGAAAGGUUUUAAGAAGAAGUUCUCUAAGGCAUUGGACCUUUGCUAAGUUUCACGUAUCUCCUUUCUUUAUUGACGAACUGCUGUAUUUUUAGAUUGUUGCUUGCAUUGGACUUCAUUAAGCAGCAUCGUUGUUUAAAGUUAUCCCUGAGAGCAGUUUUUUGUUUUAAAGGGGUCUGUUUUUUUUUUGGUAAUUCCCUCGGUAUUUGUUGUUCAAAGUUUAAUUUCUUUUUUUUUUGGUUCUUAAUUGCGCAUAAAAGCUUAAUACUCUCCUUGCUGUCUUUCUUUUAUAACUAUGUCUUUGCUCAAAUAAUUAUAUAUCGAGUUGCUACGUAAUAUUCCAAGCGGCUAGUAUAGUGUCCACAAGAUGGCUUUCGUGUAAAGCCACGUAUUUAGUUAUCAAUAAAUUAGUUUCGCCUAC